GCGGAGGAAGGCUCCGGCGUAUAUAACAGACCAAUCAUAUCCGUCUGUCAUCUACAACCAUUCUGUCACCUGUAUUUUUAGUCUCCACCACCCAGUACGACUGCCUAGUGCCUACUACGCUUUCUUGGCCUUCUUCCUCCUCCUCCCACAUCAAAACAAUCCUUUUCUUUACCCAAAAGAUUUCGAAUAGAGACCGAGAGAUCGAGAGAGCGAUAAGUGGAUUAUAGAAAGAAACGAGGAGAGAAUUCUGUAUAGCGAAGACAUUGGUGAUGGUGAAGGGUGUGAACACGGCAGCCAUGCAAGCAGAACAACUUAAGCUUGAUGGAAACCUCUAUUUCAAGAAGAACAAAUUGGGUGCUGCCAUCGAAGCUUAUACGGAGGCAAUUACGUUGUGCCCUAGUGUUGCAAUUUACUGGACCAAUCGAGCUUUAUGCCAUCUCAAGCGGAAUGAUUGGGCAAGAGUUGAGGAGGAUUGCCAGAAGGCUGUUCAGCUUGAUCGUAAUUCCGUCAAGGGUCAUUAUAUGCUAGGGCUUGCACUAAUACGAAGGGAAAAAUAUGCUGAAGGAAUAAAAGCAUUGGAAAGGUCUUUGGAUCUUGGAAGAGGAGCAAACCCUAAUAGUUAUAUGGUGGAGGAGAUAUGGCAGGAGCUAGCAAGAGCAAAGUAUCAGGAAUGGGAGCAUGAUUCUACCAAACGAUCCUGGGAUUUGCAAAACCUUAAAGAAAGUUGUGAGAUAGCUCUUAAAGAAAAACAUUUGUGCGAUGUCACUCAAAUGGAAGGCUUUACUGAUGAAGUUACAGAUUCUACUUCAGAACAAUUAGAAGCUCUGAAAUUAGUAUUCAGCAAAGUUGCGGAGGUUGACACACCAAUGGAGAUACCGGACUACCUAUGCUGCAAAAUCACACUUGAUAUUUUCCGUGAUCCUGUCAUUGCUCCUAGUGGUUUUACAUAUGAGAGGGCAGUCAUCCUCGACCAUCUCGAAAAGGUGGGCAAGUUCGAUCCAAUCACGCGGGAAACUCUUCAUCCAUCCCAGUUGGUCCAGAACUUGGCAUUGAAAGAAGCAGUGCAAGCAUUUUUGGAAAAACAUGGUUGGGCUUACAGGAUGGACUGAAAUAUAUGGUGUCGAUUUGUUAUGAUAUAAUCUAUUGUUCUUAGAUCCAUUUUUCCUUCUUUUGCGUUUGCACGAGUAUUUUAUAUAUUGGUGCAAUCAAUCUGUUCCAAUUGUAAUGCCCACCUCCCCAAUUUGUACAGUAUCAUCAUGUAGAUUCUGGACGGUCCUUUUUCUAUGCUAAAAUUGCGAAACAGUUACUUUCAUGAUUGUACGGUUCAUUAGCAAAACUUGCUAUUAUUAA
This is a messenger RNA of Cynara cardunculus var. scolymus (artichoke), 1350 nucleotides long. RefSeq names its product E3 ubiquitin-protein ligase CHIP-like. Gene Ontology annotation, molecular function: protein-folding chaperone binding; ubiquitin protein ligase activity. The record is from RefSeq and is a predicted model, not a curated record. Gene Ontology annotation, biological process: positive regulation of proteolysis; cellular response to misfolded protein; protein quality control for misfolded or incompletely synthesized proteins. The coding region runs from base 270 to 1109 and encodes 279 amino acids. NCBI's taxonomy places the organism in Eukaryota, Viridiplantae, Streptophyta, Magnoliopsida, Asterales, Asteraceae. The transcript is spliced from 8 exons. Gene Ontology annotation, cellular component: cytoplasm.